Molecule: messenger RNA, 3373 nt
Organism: Bicyclus anynana (squinting bush brown)
Lineage: Eukaryota; Metazoa; Arthropoda; Insecta; Lepidoptera; Nymphalidae
Product: putative mediator of RNA polymerase II transcription subunit 12
Exons: 2
Coding region: 53-3373 (1106 amino acids)
Source: RefSeq, a predicted model, not a curated record
GAUAUAAGUGCGAGUGGACACCGCGCCAGCCCAGUGCCGCUGCCUCCAGCCGAUGACAAAGUCACCCAUGAUGGGGAGAAAGGCAUUAAUAGCGGUGUUAUGCUGUAUAGCGUUUAAUAGAAUCUCAGCUAAGGCCGUGAAAUCUGAAAGUGGUGUUGGACUUAUAGACAAUAUCAGUGCUGAAAGUGUUCCUCAACUAUAUCGCAAUGUUCCCAACGGAGUGUACUCUUAUGCCAGUGCCACCCCCUACGCGGCCUACUCUUUCCACGUGCCGCAGUUUGUUGCUCCCAAUUUCAACCAAAUAGUUCCACUGAAUCAAGAAAGAAUAUUGGCGCAGAGUACCAACAACUACUUGAAGGACUCCUAUGGACAAAGAUUCGUGGAGGCGCCUCAGGCCUACGCUGCGUACAAGGCUGCGUUACCUCAGCAGUUCGUUCCGCUGCAGAAGUUACCCGCGCAUCUUAGCCAGCCCUUGGUAGCGGCCGCCCCGAGCGCUCAAUAUGGACAACACUUCUUUGGAGCACCAUUCAGAUUAGCCAAUUUGCAAGCUGUUUCGCACGAGCAAACGAAUCCUUUCGGCAUUUCACAGCCGUUAGUGUACGCACAAAACGUACGAACGCAGGUUGCGUCACCAGGACCUAAGCCUCAGGCUAAAGGACAGCCCGUAGUUCAGCAGCAAUCUACUAGAAACAACAAUGUAUACGCUGAUGUCCACAGUGCCCGCUACAGUAAUUUCUGGAAUGAACCAAAAGCUCAAGUAACUCAGGAAGAACCAAAAAUUUCUGCCAGUGACCAUAAUGAAAAUCAACAAAUAGUACAAAGUUUACCAUUAGUUCAUGAACCUAAACAAACCACAAUCACAUCUUUUAGUAAUGGCAAGAAAACAGUUGUUAAUUUGAUCACUAAACCACCUGUGCCACUCCUUGAUUUGACGUUGUUGGAGCCGUUAACUUUUGAUAAUCCACUGGUGCCUCAAGUACAACACUUUCUACCAAAAAUUCACUCAGUCACAUAUAAAAAGUUACCCGAAUUAAAACAAAACAAUCAGCAAAAAGUAAUUACAAUCAAACGGAAAACAACAAAAAAGAUUAAAAAACAAAAGAAACCAAAGGUUUCAAAGGAUGAGAUCGAAGUUAAUCAUAUACCUACUGUAAUUGAUGCUGAUGAACAUCCUGAAUUAUCCUAUGAGGUUAAGUCGCCUAAUUAUAAAGAGACUUACACAGAAAAGAAGGUAAGUUAUAAUAAAGAAACCCAAUCAAAGCCUGUUCAUGUAAGUUACGAAAAGAAAACAGAGAUGAAACCUGUGACUUAUUCUUAUGGAAAAACCACUCAAAACGAGCCAGUGCAUUAUAACUACGUUCAAACCUCGAAUGAUCCUGCACAAAUUAAACAAGCGUACCUUGAGGAUAAUAAAGAAAAAACUAAACAUCUUAUUUAUCACUUUACACCUGAGGAGCUAAGUGACGAAAAUAAUCAGCAGAGUAGUGAUACUAAUCCACCUUUAGAGUCAGUUGAAAUUUAUGAAGAAAAUCCUAACGAAAGGGUCACAGAAGAUAAUAAUCAGCAGCAACAACAUCAUCAACAACAACAACAACACGAACCUCAACAUCAACAACAUUAUGGUCCCCAACACCACAAUCAACCCCAACAACACCACCCACAACAUCACCCUCAACACCACCACCAAGAACAACAUUACACAGAACAUAAACGAAGUCACGAUCCCGAACAACAUCAACAUCAGCAUCAACAAUACCAACAAAAUUUGAAGCCCCAAAAUCACCAGUAUCAACAACACCAAAAACACGAAGCAGUACCUCAUAAGCGUGAACACCAUAAUCAUCAAUCCCAACACCAAUAUGAACAACACAAACGUAACGAACACCAUGAACCACAACAACACCAGUACCAACAACACAAACAAAACGAACACCACGAACCACAACAACACCAGUACCAGCAACACAAACAAAAUGAAUACCAUGAACCCCAACAACACCAGUACCAACAACACAAACAAAACGAACACCAUGAACCUCAACAUCAUCAAUACCGACAACACGAAAAACAUGAACCGCAACAAAAUCAAUAUCAACAACAUAAGCAACACGAACCAAAACAAAUAAACGAUAAUGCAAAACAUGAGUUAGCAGAGGAAGCAUAUAACCAAUCCAAGGAAAACUUCAGAGACGAACCUGACCCUGAAGACAGAGAGGCAGCUUACUAUGAAAACCCAAAACAAAACAACCAACAUGAGCACAGACAGGAAGCAUACUAUGAAACUCCCAAGAAUGCCCAUGUAGAGGCCCGUGAAGAAUCUCCAGAACUGAUAGAACAUAAAUCUCCUGAACAGGAUGAAAAACAGUAUGAAGCUAUAGUUCCUGAGUAUGAAGAAGAUAUAACAAUAGUACCAAAUCAUCCACCACAUGCUCCGGAACGAAGCUCAAACAUUAAACAUAAAUCUCAUCCAGAAACACAUAGUGAAGAAGUACAUUACGAUUACCCCAAAUCAUAUUACUCCUCUCAAGCAGAACCAGAAGAAAAAUCAAAUCGCAUUAUCGUUAAGGAUGACCCUCCACAACCCCGACAAGAAGAAUACAAGCCUAAUGAUGAACUGAUAGAAGCGAUGGUUAAAAAGCAAGAGGAAAACGAGGACGAUUUCGAACAAGCCUAUAAAGACGCAGCUUAUGGAUUCCCUGCGUAUGACACGCCCGUUAGAAACGUCGAUACAGAGAAAGAGAUUUAUAACCCAGCGAACUAUGGCGUUCCUCGAUUCCACAAUGAUUUUGGCCAAGAUAAAAGUCAGUUACGGGAAUACGAGCCUGCCGGUGACGAUUAUCCAUCACAAAUGCGCUCGAAUUAUGAAGACACAAGAGACAAAAUGAACGCAGAUUAUUAUACAGACUACGCAGGGAGUGGACCCCAGAGCCUAGUUGAUCGCAAAAAGAAAAAGGAACAGUAUUAUGACAAUUAUAAUGAACACAAACCACAAAAGUACUAUUCGAAAGAGGAUUCAGAUAAACAGCAAAGCGCAAAGUACUCAGUACCCGCUUACAGUUACCCCGGAGCUCCGGAGCAGAAGAAGUUUGCGAAAUUUACGAGUAGAAUUACACCAUUAGACGAAUACAACUACGCAAAGGAAAAGCCCGUCGACAGUUCCGCAUUUGGGACAGGAACAUAUUCGAGUAAAACACAGUUUUUAGCGCCGCAUUACCAAUAUGGGUUCGAACCUAUUAGAGUGUCCCGGUUACUAGAUCGAGAGUUAGCCGCCAUGGCUAGCGACGAUAGUCCGGAGACCGUCAAGAAGAUGUACAAAGAAAACUUUUACAUUGAAAAGUCAAGUACAUCAAAAGGCGGAAAAUUAGCAAGCUAA